Ooceraea biroi (clonal raider ant) is the source of this 8080-nucleotide messenger RNA. RefSeq names its product sodium/potassium-transporting ATPase subunit beta-2. NCBI's taxonomy places the organism in Eukaryota, Metazoa, Arthropoda, Insecta, Hymenoptera, Formicidae. Gene Ontology annotation, molecular function: ATPase activator activity. Gene Ontology annotation, cellular component: sodium:potassium-exchanging ATPase complex. The record is from RefSeq and is a predicted model, not a curated record. Gene Ontology annotation, biological process: sodium ion export across plasma membrane; potassium ion import across plasma membrane; intracellular potassium ion homeostasis.
UCUCGAUCGCGGCCGACGUGAUCCGCCGGAAGAGCAAAGUAUAUCCAGUCUUCAAGAAGAGAGGGAUUGUCGCGCGAGUGGCGGCAUAUUUCUCUCGUUGUUCCCUGUUGGUCGCGAUUACAAGAGUUUUCGCCGUAUUUUACGCGGUCACCUCGUCGACAGAUAGUCGUCGUAGAGCGGGAUGGAGGGCAAGAAGCUUGAGCAGUUUUACACCCCGCCGCCAAAGCUUGGAAAAUGGGAGAGCUUCCGUAUCUUCCUCUGGAAUUCCGAGACUGGACAGUUCCUGGGACGCACUGGUGCCAGUUGGGCUAAAAUUUUGCUGUUCUACGUGAUUUUCUAUGCCGUCCUGUCCGGCUUUUUCGGCGCGAUGCUCGCUGUGUUCUAUCAGACGUUGGAUCCGAACGCGCCGAAGUGGCAGCUGGAUAACUCGUUGAUCGGCAGCAACCCGGGUCUCGGUUUUAGGCCUAUGCCACCUGAAAGCAACGUCGAAAGUACUCUGAUCUGGUACAAGGCUAGCGAUGAGGGUAAUUAUCUUCAUUGGACCAAGGAAUUGGAUAAAUUCUUGGAAGAGUAUCAAAGACCGGCUAGCGGCACGAAUGGUUUCGACCAAAGAGUGCCUUGUGAGUACGGUAGGCCAGCACCAGCUGGCAAAGUUUGCGACGUAAAUAUGUCCACCUGGGGACAGUGCACGAAAGAGAAUAAAUAUGGCUACAACAGAUCCGCACCUUGCAUUUUCCUGAAAUUAAAUAAGAUUUUUGGAUGGCAGCCGAAAUUUUAUAAUGACACAAAGAAUUUACCGCCUGGAAUGCCGGCAGAUCUUAAGCAGCAUAUCAAGCAGGAAGAAAGCGCCAACAGACUGGAUACCGUUUGGGUGUCCUGUGCUGGCGAAAAUCCAGCCGACGUGGAGAACAUGGGUGCGAUCCAGUAUAUCCCACGCCGUGGCUUCCCCGGUUAUUACUUCCCAUUCAAAAAUACUCCGGGAUAUCUAAGCCCCAUUGUAGCUGUGUUCUUCGAAAAGCCCAAAUACGGCGUACUCAUCAACAUCGAGUGUAAGGCAUGGGCGCACAACAUCAUCCACGACCGAUUCGAGAGGCGUGGCUCGGUGCACUUCGAGCUGAUGGUGGAUUAAGUUUGGCCGCUCCGGCCAAUCGCCAGAUCACCAACCGCGUCCACGUAGGAAGUCGCAAGAGAGUAGAACCAGAGAGAAGACGUUUCUUUUUUAAUCUGCCUCGUUGGCCGACCGCGAUCACGCCCUGUAUCAUCCGGUUUUCUCUCUGCCGACGAUACCGCCCCGGAUCAGCCUUACUUCUUCUCACUGUCGUCAUUUCAUCAGCUCACCGUCACACUUGCAACGAUAGCGACAGAUAGCUGUCUGUCUGCCACGUCAAUCGCCAAACGAGGGAGACAAAAAGAAAGCUGGGAAAGGAAAGAGUAGGAGGAAGCAACAGCAUCAGCGUGAGAGAGAGAGAGAGAGGAGAGAGAGUGAACUCAAUGGAGCAGUCGACUACAAUCGAGGUGCACAAACAAAACCAAACCGGGAAGGAGAGAAGGUGACAUGAACAAUCCCGCACAAAAGCCGGGCGGUAUCAUCCCUUAUUUCUGCCAGGAUAGUGUCACGGGGAGUGAUCUCGACCAUCGACGGCCGGUCGAUCGUUUUGCAAUACUUCAUUCGCGUGCGUGCGAGAUUCUCCCUUAGUUAAGAGAGCCCACCGCCCGUUCCGGUUAGAGAUCUUUUAAGCUUUUCGUCACACACGUUUCCUUUUCACGACGACGAGCUCGGCCGAUGAGUUCUCACGGCACCGCGAUGAUGACCGACGAUCUUGGUACGGUCACGUAGAUGUAUUAGAUUAGUGUGUUUCUGCCCAUCGCUACGAUACAUCCUGGCAUGUCGGCAUAUUGAAAUUCUUGGGCAUUGGCAAGGGAGUUCUCGUCAACUGGUACUCGGUGAAUUCUAUAAGAAAAGAUGGCAGGUACAAAGGGAUACAAGUACACACGCGUUAAGCUUAGUUGGAGUAAUUGUGAUCAAGAAACAAUGGUAAAUUCAAACUUUGGAGUGAUGUUAGAAUUUUGCAACUAAACGUUCAAUGUCUAUCAAAAUGUUAACGAAUCUCAAAAUUUUAUGAUAUUACUCUUUAUUCAAAAUUUCUUCAACUUUAUCAGUAUCGAUCAGAAAUAUCGAUUGAAAGCUUAUAAGAUAAUUUAGUUAUUAGUUUGUAACAGCUGUUGAUGUAAGAUAUAUUUGCAUUACGUAUAUUGCGCUUGUGUAUGUACGUGUUGUUUGUCAGCAACUGUUACUUGUAUUCCUUUGUUCUGGAUGUUUCUAAUUGAGAGUUGCAAUUAAGAGAUAUUAUAUCGAAUCUGCUAUAAAGUAUGCUGUGGAAGAGUAUUACCAAUUGGAUUGGAUGGAUUAAAAGUUUUGAUCGGCGGAGGCAAUCGAUGGUUACUGUCACUCAAUAGUAUAUCGAAUGUGAACACAAUCUAACAGCCAGUGUGAGAGAGGGAGAGAGCAGGAGAGUGGUCCAUAAAGAGGAAGGUCACUUGAUCAAGAAUAUGUGCAUCUAAAAAUGAACAUUACGACGUAUAUGAAAAGUCCACGAAUUUGCGAAAGAUUCGAGUUUGUAUAGAUACAGAAAGAUAUAUAAAAUAAAAAUACGUUAAAGCGCAUAUAAAAUAUAUAAUUACAGAUCAUAAUAUACUAAAGAAUUUUGUGAACUCAAAGAUUUAUGUGAUAUCAACGAUCUGUAUAUCUAAGACACUGUGGGCCCAAGAAUAUCUUAUCUGAGGAUGUAUGAGGGCAAGAAUCUAUACGCUCAGGAAUCUCUAUCAACAGCAAGAAUCAACGAGAAUCUACAGGUCUGAAGAUCUGUGUGCGUGGACCUAAGAAUCUAAAUUUACAAACUUAUGAAAUUUGCAAAAAAAAUACCGUAAUCUGUAAGUCCAAGGAUCUAUUGAUUUAACUACUUACUUAACAUUUAAUUCGCAUUUCUCAAGGUAUUUUCGCGAUGAAUCACAUGGAAAGAGAACUGCAACACCAUCAACACUGCAUUGACGACAUACAUCGUGAUAAAGAAGCACUCAUACGUGUUUAGCAAUGUACUAAGUAAAGUUCCGAAACUGCUACAUAAUUAUUAGAGACGAACUUCAAAGUCUAGACUUAAAAAAAAAUUUCGAGGAACAUUCGCGUGCGAUCAGUAAUUAUUACAUUUUUGAUAGAUAGGAUGUUAGCGCGUGCGAAAGAUAUUAUAUUGAUCGUAUAAUAUAAAAAUGUUACACCAAUGAUAUAUAUCGGUAGCCAAAGCAUUAAAACUGUUGAUACAUUAAUAGUGAUACUGAUCGUGGUAGCCCUCCGUAAGUACUUAAACAAUCGAAUUCAAACAAUUGAUUUUCGGGUGUACUUAAGCUCCAAAAGCUCCAUUGAUCUCAAACCAAGCUGUAUAAUCAGAAAUAGACAGAGUCCAGUAUUGAUCGACUGGCAACACAGAUUUGCGAUUUGGAGAUUUGUAUAAUUGAUUUCGUCAUGGUGCGGCGCGACACGGAUUGCAUAUUUAUGAUUAUAUUGUAUAACGAUAUUUAUAAUAUUGUUUCUCGCAAUUCUAUAUUCUAUAAGUUGUUGACUUCUUUUGCCAAGAGACCUGAAUGAGCAAUCGAGAGAUGAGGUAACGUCGAAUCAGCGGUAUAUGAACAUCUUCUAGUAAAAAUGGAGCUAGCAAGUGAGAAGACGAAUUUUGUACACACAAUUCUUUUAUGUAUAAUCUUAUUAGGCUAAUUACUGUGCGGACGAUAUGUAUUACAGUAGAGAUAAGUAUUGGUUACUAAAAAAUAUAGAUUUUAAAAUCCAUCAAUCUCUAUUGAUCCAUAGAAAUUCACUGAAUUCAUUAGCGCUGCGAACCUACUCCGCUACUGCAAAUUUGUAGCUUGAAAGACAAAUAGAUCCGUGGAUCUACAGAUUCACAGAUCCCAGCGAUCCAGAUGUGCAACGGGUUCACGAAUAAUGUAACUGUCAACAAUUCAAACUUACAAACUCGUUUGCUCGUACAUUCUUUGUACUUGCAUAUUAUUUUCAAGUACUGGAUAUGCAGUAUAUACAUAUAUAUAUAUAUAUAUAUAUAUGUAUGUAUGUAUGUAUGUAUGUUUUAAGACCGAAUUAAAACAAGCAUAUGUAUCUUGAGAUGUACAAGUCUCGUAACUUUUCUCAAAUAAUGAAUUAAUUGUAGACAAGUGUCUGAAAACUAUAACACGUCGUUUUUUAGACAUCUUUAAGACUUAACGAAGGACAUUUCGAGGCUUUCCAAGAGAACAUCUCACUUGUAGCGUCUUAAAGUAGUCUAUCGUAAGACAUCUUUUCGGAUUACACGAGGAACGAGCAAAAUGUUAUAAUAAUUAUUGUAAUCUAUUAAUUCCUAUGCGUAUUGCGUGCCUGAAAAGCUUAACGAAGCUAAAGCUUUCGAGAUAAUUAUAAUUAGAUCGCGGGUUUACACUAAACGCGACCUGCUCCACUUUCGUUGAGAGCCAGAUGAAGUUUCCUCUUCUGUCUUCAGUUCAUGUUCUCGAUUGUUUCUUCUAUCGUUACACCCGCAUGGCCGAGUAAUGGCCAUCAUAUCUAACCGAACCUGAACCUGAACAAGACGGACACGUCCGCGAUCUAAUUAUAAACUAUAAUCAGUUGGCAAUAAUAGGAAAUAAUAAAUGAAAUGGAGACGCCUAUUUUCUUAAUAUUACAUUCUGUUACCUCUUUUCUCCUACUUUCAAAUAUCCGCGCACGCAACAACCUGACCUUAGGUUCUCGCUUUGCGCAUGCGCAUCUGGCAUCCGGGUGAACGUCCACCAUGCAUACAGACGUGUCUGAAAAUAAUCAUACAUAAGGCCUCGUAACUAUGCUAGAGAUUAUUAACACUAAACCUACCGACGAUUUAUAUACACUUACUCCUGCCGAAUAUUAUCAAUAUAUAUAGGGAACAAAAAAGAAUGAGAUUGCAGUCAGGUUCGUCUGAAGACGAGAGUGAAGAAAACGACAAGCACAUUGAAAUUUCUGAAUUUCUGCCGAGUGUCGCACUUUUAAAUCAAAUAUUUAAAAACGGUCAUUUGACCAGCGUGGUAGGUUUAGUGUUAAGCGCACUACAGAUGAAAACAUUUUUGGACCGACAUAUCUUAAAUAUCACUGGGCUGAUAGAUCUACAGAUCGGUUGACUUGAAAAUAAACAGACUUGAAUAAACAAUAAAAAAGAGUCCUUUGCAUUCCGAGAUUCGCAGAUUUACAGAUUCUUGGGUAAUCUUCCAUGGGCAUUCUCGAAUCUAAAAAGUAUGUGUUCGGGGAAAAAGCAGAGAGAGAAGUGAGAAAAAGGGAGAAAAAGAGAAACUAAUGGCAUUUUCUACUGGGAAAACUGAUGCGACACUGUGCUGCGCAGUUGAUGCAAUUUUUGCACCAUUUUUGUUAGUAAAAUAUUAAACACUGAAAAUAUAUAUGAACUAAUUUUCAUAGUAAAACACUAAAAUGCAGUACGCACCAGUGUUGCAGUAGUUUUUUCAAUACAAAACGCUGUAUGAAGCUAUGGAGUUUGAUGCGGAAUUUUUAAAGUUAUGCUAAUAAACUAUACAUCAGGACGUCAAUGUUACUCAUCAUUGUGAGUGAUCUCUCUCUCUCUCUCACCUAACUUGUUGAAGUGUGGAGAAUCACACACAAAUCACGCUUAUUAAAAGGGAGAGAGAAAAAGAGAGAAAGAGCAAAUUAAGAGAAAAAAAGAGUAAGAAAAAUUUGAUACACACGGAGACAGAGAAAGAAAGAAACCAGCCUUCAACAAUAGCAUCGGGUUCAAGCUGAUUGUGUUUAAAGUGUUGGUCAACCACUUGAAUCGACGUCUGCUUUUCGAGUCAUCAAAUUUUAUUCAUCUAAAAGAUUUCUCCUUCGUCGGGAUUUUUGUCGUUCGUUUCGACUGCCUUUCGUACUCUAAAUCGCGAUGCGGAUAAGUCGCGUCUUUCAGAUUGUUCAAGAAAAAGAUUUCGACAAAAAAAUGAGACUUUAUGAGACCGAGAAAUGGAAAGAGACAGAAGAAGAAGAAGAAACUCGAUCUAGCAUGAUCUAUAACGCGUACACGUAUGGCGAAAUAAAUAUAUCACGCAUUUAUACCGCUAAUGUGCAUAUGUCCGUGUUGUUAUCGAUGGUGAAAGCCGAACUUGGACGUUUGUUCGAGCGACACACAGUGCUUUAUACAGUGGGCGGGUUACAGCGGCGCGAACCUAAUUAACGAAGGAAGAUUAAAUUAGAUAAGGUACCGUUUAGCGAAUACGUUCCAGAGAUCGAUAGAUUAUAUGUGCAUGCAUUCUUGUUAAAAAAAGUCCUGUUUGUCGUUGAAUUAUUGAUAAGCCGUGUGUAGUGUUAAGUGCAGUGUCUAAGCAGUGUCUUAUGUACGUGUACAUGUCAGGUAACGCUUUUACGGACGUGUAAUAGAUGUGUAUAUAAAGAUGUACAACGUUACGAUAGUUCCACAUCUCGCGACUUCUUAGUCGAGGAUACACGAGAUAUUAAGAGCGGGAGCGGUCGUAGCUUCACUUCAGAUACAACUUUGUGUGAAAGGUGAACCUACGAGUUAUGCCCAUUCCAGCUCUGAACGCUUCACGUGUACACAUACACGAUAUAGAGUAUAAAUAUACUGAUAACGCGUGGUGGAUAGCGAAAUGAAGCGAAUUUUCAGAUUGUGAUCAGUAAUUAAUAUGUAACUGUGAGUAACGAUCCUAUUUUGCAUGUUACGGAUGUCAAUCGACAUGUGUCGCAAUUAAGUGACCGCCAAAUUGCUUCUCGCUGACGUCGAGUACAACGCGAUGAUUGGCAUCCGGCAAUUAAGUAACUUAAUCAUGAAAACGUCGGGCGAGGAAUUCGCAUCGUCUUCGCAAUACACCGCACUGUUAUCCGCAAAGCGAGAGGCUCAACUUUGUUCACGAAGCUGUUGCACGUACGCAUCACGCGUAAGGCGACGUCUCUGCGUGAGGAACUUAAAUUAAGAUUCAUCGAGGAUAAUCCCCUGAGGGACUGCUUCGAUCGUCUAUAAUCGAAUUCUGCGCUCUACUUUCCACUUCUUUUCACAUUCUUGCCAUUUUCCGUACGUACAGGGAAGAGGUUCAUCGAAAGCGUGCACACCGAAACUUGAAGAAAAUACUUUAAGGAACAGUAGUCGAAAGAGACACGCCGAGGUAGUUGAUACACGCGUAAAAUGUAACAAGCACUCUCGCGAGAGCUUCGCGAUCGAUCCGCGAGAUCAUAUAUGCGAUUCUAGAUUAUUUUUUCUGUCGUGUAGAAAGCGGCAGACUUAAGGCAGAGAUUAGCGUUAAUUUGGGCACUUUAAGAUUUAUAAGCUUGUUGUCGUUGAUUAAGAUAAUCGUACCGCGAUUUAGAUCCGCUUUGCUAAUAAUUACCACCAUCGUCCGGAUAAUCGAUAAUCUCUAAGAGAUUAAUAUCGAGCGGCGAGCGGCAGAAUACUAGCACCGGUUUUUCUGUCAGUAAUCGAUUUAGUGAAACGCAUCCUGCCACGAAUUAAUCAAAUAAUAGUGCUAUGCGGUAUUAAAAGGGAAGAGUCACCGUUAUCAGUCAAGGAUAAUAACGCAUCCGAGAAGAAGUGUGAUUGCAACGACGCAAUUUACUCGCUCGUUACUCGGAUGAACGCGUCGGGUUUGGGUGAAUCCACGUGCGCGCUGUGACUUACGAGAAAUGAAGAAAAGUGGACGAUGAGAUGGAUGGAUGAAUGGAUGGAUGGAUGGAUGUGCUUACCUGAACAGUGAUGGUAAAGACGCGAGCGUUUCAUUUCUAGCGACGCGGACUUUGCUUCGUCCUGAGUUCCCUUAUAUGAAAGCGUAGAUAACUGCUGAUUUGCGAUGCUCGGAGUCGUUUUCGCUUUACGCUUCGGACUCCCUGAAAACAUGAUCACACUUCGGUUCGACUCUGUGUAACCUUGGUUUCGAGAUGCAGACGUUAUCGUAGACGGCGGAGGAUUUAAACACGAUUGGCUAAUAAGACACGCGAUAGAGAGGCACGACUGUUGAUGAUAUCAUUAUACUUGAAAUGUGUUAUGGAGAAUAAAUCGGAUCUACA